AACAGGUAGAUAUCAUUUUUCUUAUACUAUGACCCAAAGAAUGCCAAGCGAUAUUGUUGAUUGCAAGGUUGUUCUUCUUGGAAAAGAGUGUGGAGGCAAGACAAGCCUUGUUGAGAGGUUUUUGUAUGACAGAUUCAAUGGUACAGCAUAUCAAAACACAAUUGGUGCUGCUUUUGGAGCCAAGAAAAUGCAAGUUAAUGGCAGGUGGGUGACACUUGGAAUUUGGGAUACUGCAGGUUCUGAAAAAUAUCAAGCAAUGAGCAGGAUAUAUUAUCGUGGUGCCAGAGCUGCAAUUGUUUGCUAUGAUGUUGCAGAUGUAAAAAGCUUUGAAAAAGCCAGAUUCUGGGUAAAUGAAUUGCAAGAUGCAGAAGAACAUUGUAAAAUAUAUCUAUGUGGCACAAAGUUGGAUUUAGUGCUCGAUGAAGGAAAGCAAAGGGCAGUUGAUUAUCAUGACUGUGUUGACUAUGGGACUGAAAUAGGAGCCACUGUUUUUGAAACCUCAAGCAAAACUAAUCAUAAUGUACUUGCACUUUUCCAAAGAAUUGCAGAUGAAUAUGUUCCAGAUCAUGACAUGCCAACAAAUGAUAUGAACUCCUCAGAUAUUGAUUUAAACUCCGCUAAUAUAUCAGAAAAUAAAAAAAAUUGUUGUUUUACGUGACGGUAAUAAUGUAGUGGUGGUAAUGAUAUUAUAUCAAUAGCUUCUGAUGCAGUGUUACACUAGAUAUAGCUUCAUAUUCAUUUGACCAGCUUUUAUUGAAUAGCUAUGUUACGUAUAAAGAGUUUCUUUCACUCCGCUUCGCAGCUUCGUUGAAAAAUUUUUGUGAAUUGUUAACUACCACUUGCAAUUUCUUAAUUUUUCUUUUUUUGUACUUAUGCAAUGAGACUUCUGGAACUAAUCAUAUUGAUUAGCGAAUAUUUUCUUACUUAGUUUGUCUGUUCAAAUUCCAUUAUUACCUUUGUAUUAUUCAAUGUUUAUAAUAUUUAUUUCGCUACUUUUGCCUUUUUUCGGCAUCUGGUGCACUACACUAAAACCACAUUAUAAUGAUAAGGAUUAAGUAAUGAAAAUGAUGGGGUCUUGGGGGUUCAUGGCCCCAUCGCAUGGUGGUGGUGGUUCAUUAAAGCGGGUUCCAUUGCACAAGUGUAAUUUCAUGGCUGACGUAAAGACGAUUUUCGAGACCAGUGAGAGGGAAGUAAUUCAUGGGUUAAUUAUAUGCAAUUUUUCUUCCUGAUUUCAUGUUUCUGUGUCAGGUAUGACUAAUGAGAUGAUUGGUAGUCGUCGAACUAUGUUUCACUCAUACCAUGAUAAUGUGCUGCUGUAAUUGAUACUGAAGGAAGCACUUACAUAGCAGAAUGCAUGUCAACAACCAACAUACAUCAAAAUUGAAUUAAUUUUGAUUUAAAGCUUUUUUAAUGUCAAAAGCUUAGUAAAACAUGUAAUGUUGUUGAAGAGCUCGUAAUUUUUUUCCUUUUUUUUUCACUGAUUUUUGCAGAUGGUCAUGAAAUUGAAUAGUACCCUACCUUUCUCCCCAUUGAUAUACCAUAGGCAGAGUUCAAGACCUUUGCAGCAAAACCAGUUGCAUUUGGAAAAUCCAUGGCAUUACCAUUACCAAAUAAUUCAUUUUUGUGGCUAAUAUGUUGCAAUAUUUUACUGAGAUGACCUGAUUUUUAAGAUAUAUAUUUUAUGUAUGUUUAUUUGCCUCAAAAAUGUAACAGUAUCUGCAUAAUAAUUAAACGGUACAGCAGAGAUGGGAUUCAUUCGGUGAAGAUUGUUAUUUUGACUGACUAAAAUUUAAUCACCAUGUACUUUCAACUGAAUGUGCUACCAAUUACAUUUAUAAUUUCAAAGUCAAA
Messenger RNA from Styela clava, 1851 nucleotides. RefSeq names its product ras-related protein Rab-24-like. NCBI's taxonomy places the organism in Eukaryota, Metazoa, Chordata, Ascidiacea, Stolidobranchia, Styelidae. Gene Ontology annotation, molecular function: GTP binding; GTPase activity. The record is from RefSeq and is a predicted model, not a curated record.